This is a messenger RNA of Oncorhynchus nerka (sockeye salmon), 11902 nucleotides long. It is a transcript of the gene supt6h, whose product is annotated as SPT6 homolog, histone chaperone and transcription elongation factor. The transcript is spliced from 39 exons. Gene Ontology annotation, cellular component: transcription elongation factor complex. Gene Ontology annotation, biological process: transcription elongation by RNA polymerase II; nucleosome organization; transcription elongation-coupled chromatin remodeling. The record is from RefSeq and is a predicted model, not a curated record. Gene Ontology annotation, molecular function: nucleosome binding; DNA binding; histone binding. Lineage: Eukaryota; Metazoa; Chordata; Actinopteri; Salmoniformes; Salmonidae. The coding region runs from base 132 to 5381 and encodes 1749 amino acids.
AAUUCAACACGCCGCUAUUCAUCAGCCAUUUUUAUUAUUACAAGCUUGCGCGAAGAUAUAGCAUAGCGACAUAUCCUUCUACAUUUCAAGGAUUUAGGUCAAGUAUCGUCGCAGGGAGAAGCCUUGCAGACAUGUCUGACUUCAUCGAUAGCGAGGCUGAGGAGUCGGAGGAGGAGUUUGAAGAGAAAGACCUGAAGCCUAAAAAGACCCAGGCGUUUAUGGAUGAUGAGGAAGAGGAGGAAGAGUUAAACACAGAGGACCAGGAUGAGCACGGGAACCUGAUGGGGCUCAUCGACGAUGAUGUGGAUGAAGAUGAGGAAGAGGAGAAGAAAAGCGGAGGAGCAGGCAGCGGCAGCGACUCAGAUGAUGAAGUCAGACACAGACGCAAGAAACGCAACUAUGAUGACUACCUGGAUGAUGAUGAUCUGGACCUCAUUGAGGAGAACUUGGGAGUCAAAGUCAAGAGGAGGAAGAAGAAGUAUGACCGUGUGAAGACUAUGGAUGAUGAUGAAGAUGACGAGAAGGACCAGAUCGCAGACGAGAUCUUCCACAGAGGAGAUGACGAGGACGGAGAGGGGGAGCUGGAGGAGGGAGAGACAGUCGACCCGCCCCUACGUCGCCAUGGUGAACGCCUCGACGAAGAAGAGGAAGAGGAGGGAGAGGAGGAGUCGGAUAUUGAUGACUUUAUCGUGGACGACGAUGGCCAGCCUAUCACCAAGAGGAGAAGCAAGAAGUUCUCAGGAUACACAGAUGCAGCCCUCCAGGAAGCUCAGGAGAUCUUCGGGGGCGACUUUGACUUUGCGGAGUUCGACGCCGACGGUGCUUAUGAACAGGGUGAGGAAGAGGAGGAGGACCAGGAUGAAGAGGGCUGGGACCGGCCCAAGAAGCCAACGAAGAGGAGGGUGGGGAGGAAGAGCAUCUUCGAGCUCUACGAGCCCAGCGAGCUGGAGAGUAGUCACAUGACUGACCAGGACAACGAGAUCCGCUCCACAGACAUGCCAGAGAGGUUCCAGCUGCGCUCCAUCCCAGUGAAGCCUGCUGAGGAUGAUGAGUUGGAGGAAGAGGCAGAGUGGAUCUACAGAAACGCUUUCUCGACCCCCACCAUCUCCAUGCAGGAGAGUACAGAUUACCUGGACAGAGGAGCCACCACUAACUUUAGCAGGAAGGGCCCCAGCACCAUCGCCAAGAUUAAGGAGGCCCUCAACUUCAUGAGGAAUCAGCAUUUUGAGGUUCCAUUCAUCGCGUUCUACAGGAAGGAGUACGUAGAACCGGAGCUCAACAUCAACGACCUGUGGAAGGUCUGGCAGUGGGACGAGAAGUGGUGCCAGCUGAAGAGCAGGAAGCAGAACCUGACACGUCUGUUCCGGAGGAUGCAGGGGUACCAGUAUGAGCAGAUCUCUGCCGACCCCGACAAGCCCCUGGCUGACGGCAUCAGGCCCCUGGACACUGCUGAUAUGGAGAGACUGAAAGAUGUCCAGUCCAUAGAUGAGCUGAGUGAUGUGUAUAGUCACUUCCUUCUGUACUAUGGCCGAGACAUCCCCAAGAUGCAGAACGCAGCCAAAGCUGCCAGCAAGAAGAAGAAGAAGAAGAAGAAGAAGAUUGAGGUCAACGAGGAAGGUGAGGAGGAGGAGGUGGAGGAAGAGGAGGAGGUGGAGGAAGAGAAGGGGCCGGACCUGAAGCUGGCAUCUCGUAGAGACAUGUACAGCAUCUGUCAGAGCGCUGGGCUCGAUGGCCUGGCUAAGAAGUUUGGUCUGACUCCAGAGCAGUUUGGAGAGAAUCUGAGAGACAGCUACCAGCGUCACGAGACAGAGCAGUUCCCUGCCGAGCCUGUAGAGUUGGCUAAAGACUACGUCUGCAGCCAGUUUAACAGCCCUGAGGUGGUGUUGGAGGGGACCCGUUACAUGGUUGCGAUGCAGAUUGCCAGGGAGCCUCUGGUCAGACACGUCCUCAGACAGACGUUCCAGGAGAGAGCCAAGAUCAACAUCAAGCCCACCAAGAAGGGAAAGAAGGACAUGGACGAGGCCCACUUUGGCUACUCCUUCAAGUACCUGAAGAACAAGCCAGUGAAGGAACUGAACGGAGACCAGUUCUUAAAGAUGUGCCAGGCUGAGGAGGAGGGGCUUCUCACCAUAGACAUCUGCAUUGACCUCCUAGGGGUCAAAGGGGUUGCAGGUGACCAGACAUACUUUGAUGAGAUCAAGCAGUUUUACUACAGAGAUGAGUUCAGUCACCAGGUGCAGGAGUGGAACAGACAGAGGACCCUGGCCAUCGAACGCUCCCUCACACAGUUCCUCUACCCUCAGAUGGCCAAGGAACUCAAGAACAAACUCAUCGCGGAGGCCAAGGAAAACAUCAUCAAGUCGUGUUGCAGGAGGCUGUAUAACUGGCUGAAGGUGGCUCCUUACAGACCAGACCAGCAGGCGGAGGAGGAGGAUGAUGAUCUGAUGGAUGAGAGUCAAGGAAAAGGCAUCAGAGUCCUGGGAGUGGCCUUCGCAGACAGCAGAGACACGCCAGUGUUCUGUUCACUGAUCAAUGGAGAGGGAGAGGUUGUGGACUUCCUCCGUCUGCCCUACUUCCUGAAGAGGAGGAACGCAUGGAAGGAGGACGAGAGAGACAAAAAGCUCCAGGACAUUGAGAACCUGAAGAAGUUCCUGACCAGUAAGAAGCCUCACGUGGUGGCUGUUGCCGGGGAGAAUAGGGACGCCCACAUGAUAAUGGAGGACAUUAAGAGGACAGUGAGUGAGUUGGAGCAGGAGUCUUCUCUGCCUGCUGUGGGAGUGGAGCUGGUAGACAACGAACUGGCCAUGCUGUAUAUGAACAGUACCAAAUCUCAGACUGAGUUCCGUGACUACCCUCCCCUGCUGCGCCAGGCUGUGUCAGUAGCCAGGAAGAUUCAGGAUCCUCUAGUGGAGUACGCUCAGGUCUGCAGCUCCGACGAAGACAUCCUCUGCCUCAAACUACACCCUCUACAGGAGCAUGUAGUUAAGGAGGACCUGCUGAGUGCUCUGUACUGUGAGUUUAUAAACCGGGUCAACGAAGUGGGGGUGGAUGUGAACAGAGCCAUCUCUCACCCCUACACACAGAGCCUGGUUCAGUUCGUCUGUGGCCUCGGACUCAGGAAGGGAUCCCACCUGCUCAAGAUCCUAAAGCAGAACAACACUCGUCUGGAGAACAGGACUCAGCUGGUCACUAUGUGUCACAUGGGCCCCAAGGUCUUCAUCAACUGUGCCGGAUUCAUCAAGAUAGACACCGCCUCUCUCGGAGACAGUACUGACUCAUACAUCGAGGUUCUGGAUGGGUCCCGGGUGCACCCGGAGACGUAUGAGUGGGCCAGAAAGAUGGCGGUGGACGCUCUGGAAUACGACGAGUCAGCGGAGGACGCCAACCCGGCCGGAGCGCUGGAGGAAAUCCUGGAAAACCCGGAGCGCCUCAAAGACCUGGACCUGGAUGCUUUUGCUGAGGAGCUGGAGAGACAGGGUUAUGGUAACAAGGGCAUCACCCUGUAUGAUAUCCGUGCUGAGUUGAGCUGCAGGUAUAAGGACUUGAGAGUUCCCUACAGAGCUCCUAACACCGAGGAGGUGUUUAACCUGCUUACCAAGGAGACACCAGAGACCUUCUAUAUAGGUAAGCUGAUCACCAGUGUUGUGACCGGUAUAGCUCACCGGCGCCCCCAGGGGGAGAGUUAUGACCAGGCCAUUAGGAACGACGCUACAGGGCUGUGGCAGUGCCCCUUCUGUCAACAGGACAACUUCCCUGAACUCAGCGAGGUGUGGAACCAUUUUGACAGUGGUUCGUGUCCUGGCCAGGCUAUAGGUGUGAGGGCUCGGAUGGACAACGGUGUCCAGGGCUUCAUCCCCACCAAGUUCCUCAGUGAUAAGGUGGUCAAACACCCCGAGGAGAGGGUGAAGGUGGGUAUGACGGUACACUGUCGCAUCAUGAAGAUUGACAUUGAGAAGUUCAACGUGGACCUGACAUGUCGUACGUCUGACCUGAUGGAUAAAAACAACGAGUGGAAGCUCCCUAAAGACAGUUACUACGACUUCGACACGGAGACAGAGGACACCAAGACAGAGGAGGAACGCAAGAAGAAACAGCAGAGAACCACCUAUAUAAAACGUGUGAUUGCACACCCAUCCUUCCACAACAUCAACUUCAAGCAGGCUGAGAAGAUGAUGGAGUCCAUGGACCAGGGAGAUGUUGUUAUCAGGCCCAGCAGCAAGGGAGAGAACCACCUUACUGUCACCUGGAAGGUAGCUGAUGGCAUCUACCAGCAUGUUGAUGUGAGAGAGGAGGGCAAGGAGAACGCCUUCAGCCUGGGACACACACUCUGGAUCAACACUGAGGAGUUUGAGGAUCUUGAUGAGAUCACAGCUCGUUAUAUUCAGCCAAUGGCAGCGUUCGCUCGUGACCUGCUGGGACACAAGUACUUCCAGGACUGUAACGGAGGGGACAGGAAGAAAAUGGAGGAGUUGUUGAUCAGGUCUAAGAAGGAGAAGCCUACGUUCAUACCCUACUUUGUCUCAGCCUGUAAAGACCUGCCAGGGAAGUUCAUACUGGGAUACCAGCCUCGUGGCAAACCACGUGUUGAGUACGUGACCAUCUCUCCUGACGGCUUCCGGUACCGGUCCCAGAUGUUCCCCACCGUUAACGGACUGUUCCGCUGGUUCAAAGACCACUUCCAGGAACCGGUACCAGGCAUCACCCCCAGCAGUAGCAGUCGAACACGGACACCUGCCUCUGUCAACGCUACACCAGCUAACAUCAACAUCGCAGACCUGACGCGAGCGGUCAGCGCUCUCCCACGCAACAUGACCUCUCAAAUGUUCAGUGCCAUCGCCGCGGUGACGGGGCAGGGGCAGGGCCAGAACGCGAACACUACACCUGCCCAGUGGAACUCCAGCCAAUACGGUUACACCGGGGGCAGCAGUGGGGGCGGGGGAGGCAGCUCCUCAGCCUAUCACGUGUUUGCGACGCCCCAACAGCCGAUGGCGACACCCAUGAUGACCCCCAGCUACUCAUACACCACCCCCAGCCAGCAGACCAUGGGUACCCCGCAGUACCCCUCCACCCCCCAGUCCUCCCACUCCCAUGGACACACACAGAGCAACCAGGGCCACAGCAGCCACCAGGGACCCUCGUCCAACACUCCCUCAUCCUCCUCCAGAGGACGCACUCCGCAGCAGCAGCCUAAGUCGAGCGGCAGCACGGCGGUGGACUGGGGCAAGGUAGCGGAGCAGUGGCUCCAGGAGAAGGAGGCGGAGAGGAAGAAGCAGAAGACCCCCAGGAUGACCCCGCGACCUUCCCCCAGCCCCAUGAUCCAGAGCACGCCUAUGUCAAUCGCUGGAGACGCCACGCCCCUUCUGGACGAGAUGGACCGAUAGGAGAGGCCGGGGGGGGCGACUAUACCCCCCUCCUCCCCAAAUAUACCCCCCCUUACUCUCAUCAACUCAUCCUUCCAUCCAUCCGCCUACUUGCAUGCCCCCUCAGACCAGUCACAUACCAUUCAGAUCGCCCUGUCCUCCCAGCCUACUAAACUAACCCUGCUCCCCUCUUCUCCCUCUCCUCCCAGCCUACUAAACUAACCCUGCUCCCCCUCUUCUCCCUCUCCUCCCAGCCUACUAAACUAACCCUGCUCCCCCUCUUCUCCCUCUCCUCCCAGCCUACUAAACUAACCCUGCUCCCCUCUUCUCCCUCUCCUCCCAGUCUAAACUAUCCCUGCUCCCCUCUUCUCCCUGUCCUCCCAGCCUACUAAACUAACCCUGCUCCCCUCUUCUCCCUCUCCUCCCAGCCUACUAAACUAACCCUGCUCCCCCUCUUCUCCCUCUCCUCCCAGCCUACUAAACUAACCCUGCUCCCCUCUUCUCCCUCUCCUCCCAGUCUAAACUAUCCCUGCUCCCCUCUUCUCCCUGUCCUCCCAGCCUACUAAACUAACCCUGCUCCCCCUCUUCUCCCUCUCCUCCCAGCCUACUAAACUAACCCUGCUCCCCCUCUUCUCCCUCUCCUCCCAGCCUACUAAACUAACCCUGCUCCCCUCUUCUCCCUCUCCUCCCAGUCUAAACUAUCCCUGCUCCCCUCUUCUCCCUGUCCUCCCAGCCUACUAAACUAACCCUGCUCCACCUCUCCUCCCAGCCUACUAAACUAACCCUGUUCCACCUCUCCUCCCAGCCUACUAAACUAACCCUGCUCCACCUCUCCUCCCAGCCUACUAAACUAACCCUGCUCCACCUCUCCUCCCAGCCUACUAAACUAACCCUGCUCCACCUCUCCUCCCAGCCUACUAAACUAACCCUGCUCCACCUCUCCUCCCAGCCUACUAAAUUAACCCUUCUCCACCUCUCUUCCCAGCCUACUAAACUAACCCUGCUCCACCUCUCCUCCCAGCCUACUAAACUAACCCUGCUCCACCUCUCCUCCCAGCCUACUAAACUAAUCCUGCUCCCCCUCUUCUUGUGUCCCAUUGGAUUCUGUUUCUAGCUACUGUGUAUCUAGCCAUGUUUCUCUCCCGGCACAUCUUCCCUUCCGUCUAUCCCUCUCUCUUUCCUCACUGUAUUUUUGCCGGCGACAUAGUCCAGUAUUUUAUUUAGUAAGGAUAUUAACUCUGUAUGUCAGGCAGGCAGAGAUGUCGAUACAGACCACCAAACACUUGAAACAAACCGCUGACAUAGAUGUAAUAGGACAUGGACCUAAUGGAGAAAUGAUUGUUUGGUUGUCAUGACAACCGUUGUCGGUUUCUUUUAAUAACAUGGGGUUAUAUUUUCUUUUUCCUGUUUGAUUUUUUAAAAAAUCUAUAAAAAGAUUAGGAGAUGCUGCCGAAAGCAUCUGAUUGGUUCGCGGGUUGUCUCAUGCCGUGGUAGGCUGGUAAUGUAAUGUCCCUUUGGCUGCAUAGACCUGCCCCUUACCCUCUUGGUGAUUGGCGGGUUGUGGCGAGAGGCAGCCUAACGAGCGUUUUUCCGAGCCAAUCAGGAAGCUUGUCUGCGUUUUUGUAUUGAUGCAUCAAAAUGAAUAAAGACACUGUUUUCAGUAUGAACCCUAUAACCCUGCACUCCUCACAUGGUCUGUCAAACCUACACUACCGGUCUAAAGUUUUAGAACACCUACUCAUUCAAGUGUUUUUCUUUAUUUUUUACUAUUUUCUAUAGUGUAGAAUAAUUGUGAAGACCUCAACUAUGAAGUAACACAUGGAAUCAUGUAGUAACCAAAAAAGUGUUAAAACAAAUAAAAAUAUAUUUUGAGAUUCUUCAAAUAGCCACCCUUUGCCUUAAUGGCAGCUUUGCACAUGCUUGGCAUUGUCUCAACCAGCUUCAUGAGGUAGUCACCUGAAAUGCAUUUUAAUUAACAGGUGUGUGGUAUAAAGUACAAAUCUGUCAUUCUGCCCCUGAACAGGCAGUUAACCCACUGUUCCUAGGCCGUCAUUGAAAAUAAGAAUUUGUUCUUAACUGACUUGCCUAGUUAAAUAAAGGUCAAAUAAAAAAUAAAAUACAGAACGCCUGCUCCCUAUUUGGUAAAAGACAAAGUCCAGGUUAUGGUAAGAACAGCUCAAAUAAGCAAAGAGAAACGACAGUCCAUCAUUACUUUAAGACAUGGAGGUCAGUCAAUCCGGAAAAUGUCAAGAACAUUGAAAGUUUCUUAACCUUCUUGGGAUAUGUGGGAGUCUAGCGUCCCACUUGGCCAAAAGCCAGUGAAAAUGCAGAGCGCCAAAUUCGAAUCAAUUACUAUAAAAAUCAAACUUUCAUGAAAUCACACAUGUAAGAUAACAAAUUAAAGCUACACUUGUUGUGAAUCCAGCCAACAUGUCAGAUUUCAAAAAUACUUUUCGGCGAAAGCAAAGGAUGCUAUUAUCUGAGGAUAGCACAUCUGUAAACAGAGAAAUCAUAUUUCAACCCUGCAGGCGCGAGACGAAACGCAGAAAUAAAAAUAUAAUUCAUGCCUUACCUUUGACGAGCUUCUUUUGUUGGCACUCCAAUAUGUCCCAUAAACAUCACAAAUUGUCCUUUUGUUCGAUUAAUUCCGUCGAUAUAUAUCCAAGAUGUACAUUUAUUUGGCGCGUUUGAUCCAGAAAAACACCGGUUCCAACUUGCGCGAUGUGACUACAAAAUAUCUCGAAAGUUACCUGUAAACUUUGUCAAAACAUUUCAAGCUACUUUUGUAAUACAACUUUAGGUAUUUUUUUUACGUAAAUAAUCAAUAAAAUUGAAGACUGGAUGAUCUGUGUUCAAUACAGGAGGAAAACAAACUAGCUAGCUUUCUGGUCACGCACCUCUAUCUAACAGUACACUACAAGGGACCCUCGUUCUGAACAGGGCUACUUCUUCAUUACACAAAGGAAUAACCUCAACCAAUUUCUAAAGACUGUUGACAUCCAGUGGAAGCGGUAGGAACUGCAAGAAGGUCCAUUAGAAAUCUGGAUUCCCAAUGACAACUCAUUGAAAAGAGAGUGACCUAAAAAAAAGAAUGUUUUGUCCUCGGGGUUUCGCCUGCUAAAUAAGUUCUGUUAUACUCUACUAAUAAUAUGCAUAUCUUCUGGGGAUGAGUAGCAGGCAGUUGAAUUUGGGCAUGCAUUUCAUCCGGACGUGAAAAUACUGGCCCCUGUCACCAAGAAGUUAAAGUGCAGUCUCAAAAACCAUCAAGAGCUAUGAUGCAACCCGAUCUCAUGAGGACCGCCACAGGAAAGGAAGACCCAGAGUUACCUCUGCUGCAGAGAAUGCUUUCAUUUGAGUUAACUGCACCUCAGAUUGCAGCCCAAAUAAAUGCUUCAUAGAGUUCAGGUAACAUACAUCUCAAAAUCAACUGUUCAGAGGAGACUGAAUCAGGCAUUCAUGGUCAAAUUGCUGCCAAGAAACCACUACUAAAGGACACCAAUAAGAAGAGACUUGCUUGGGCCAAGAAACAUGAGCAAUGGACAUUUAUAUCGUUGGAAAUGUGUCCUUAGGUCUGGAGUCCACCGUGUCUUUGUGAGAUGCGGUGUGGGUGAACGGAUGAUCUCUGCAUGUGUAGUUCCCACCGUAAAGCAUGGAGGAGGAGGUGUGAUGGUGUGGGGGUGCUUUGCUGGUGACACUGUCAGUGAUUUAUUUAGAAUUCAAGGCACACUUAACCAGCAUGGCUACCACAGCCUUUUGCAGCGAUUCUCCAUCCAAUCUGGUUUGCGCUUAGCCCUUACACCUCCAGGUUGUGUAAGGGCUAUUUUACCAAGAAGGAUAAUGAUGGAGUGCUGCAUCAGAUGACCUGGCCUCCACAAUCACCCGACCUCAAUCAAAUUGAGAUGGUUUGUGAUGAGUUGGACCACAGAGUGAACAAAAAUUUGCCAUCAAGUGCUCAGCAUAUGUGGGAACUCCUUCAAGACUGUUGGAAAAUCAUUCCAGGUGAAGCUGGUUGAGAGAAUGCCAAUAGUUUGCAAAGCUGUUAGCCAACCUUUGCCUUGAUAUUUGAAGAAUCUCAAAUAUAACAUAUUUUCAUUUGUUUAAUACUUUUUACAUGAUUCCAUGUGUUAUUUCAUAGUUCAGAUUUUUUUCACUGUUCUACAAUGUAGAAAAUAAUAAAAAAUUAAGAACAACCCUUUGAAUGUGUAGGCAUUCUAAAACUUUUGACCAGUAGUGUGUAUACACACACACACACCUCUGACAGUACACACACAUGCUUAUGAGUCUGGUAUUGAGAGAAAUGUUUGCUAUUGAAUAUGAAGAGCGCUCUCCUUAAACUCCCAUCUUAAUAUGUGUGAAUGAUACCUAUGUGAUGAUGGGGAUGAUUGAAACCCCAACAACACAGACUGGUGAGAUUUAAUAUGGUCUUAUGUCAAAAACCUACUGGUUUAUUAGUGUUGCCGUCAGUGUACAAACAGAGAUAAACUGUAGGUUUUAGACAGACGGACGGGGUAUGUGGAUAUAACAUGGUCUACUCUACUGUCAUGUAUCUCUUUGGAAGACCAGAGUGAGCUGCUAGACUUUGUUUCUGUGUUCUAACCACGGAAUAAAAGAUGUAGUACUACCGGUAACCUUCUUAACUGAUACCAUGACGACGUCCCAGGUGAACUGAACUAGAGUGUAAGAGAUGGCAGUAUGUUAGGGAGGAACUAGGUUUUAGCCUUGAGCUUUGCUUUGCUGUGACAACUUUUUUCCAUGUGAAGUUAUUUUUGGUGGUGUAAAGCAUCCGCUGGUAGUUUGAAGCAGAGGAAGAUUUGUUGUGAAUUUACUUAACGUGUAACUAGAUAUUUUAACGGUUGUGUCUGUGAACUUAGCAUUUCUUUAAAUCCUUUUGUCCUUGACUUUCAAUCAUCAUGUGUGCAUUUUACGUCACUCUUGGAUAUUCUGACAUUUUACAUGUGGUCUGUUUUUAAAUGUGUCCCUCUAUUCCUCACUCCUGCCCCCUUAAAGUCCACAGAUGUCCAAAAGAGUGGAUAUCUGUGAUCACUAUGGAGAUGAUUCCACCCUCAAGAUGAGAUGUGGAGCUCUAAUGUGCCGUGUUGCGUUCCUCUAUCCAGACCUGUGCAGAUCUGUGAACUCGUAACGGGCUAGUACUAGGUCCCAUCUAUCCAGACCUGUGCAGAUCUGUGAACUCGUAACGGGCUAGUACUAGGUCCCAUCUAUCCAGACCUGUGCAGAUCUGUGAACUCGUAACGGGCUAGUACUAGGUCCCAUCUAUCCAGACCUGUGCAGAUCUGUGAACUCGUAACGGGCUAGUACUAGGUCCCAUCUAUCCAGACCUGUGCAGAUCUGUGAACUCGUAACGGGCUAGUACUAGGUCCCAUCUAUCCAGACCUGUGCAGAUCUGUGAACUCGUAACGGGCUAGUACUAGGUCCCAUCUAUCCAGACCUGUGCAGAUCUGUGAACUCGUAACGGGCUAGUACUAGGUCCCAUCUAUCCAGACCUGUGCAGAUCUGUGAACUCGUAACGGGCUAGUACUAGGUCCCAUCUAUCCAGACCUGUGCAGAUCUGUGAACUCGUAACGGGCUAGUACUAGGUCCCAUCUAUCCAGACCUGUGCAGAUCUGUGAACUCGUAACGGGCUAGUACUAGGUCCUAAGGGAAGGGGGAGGAGGCUACUGACUAAAAUGUCAAGUUAUGUGAAGACAUUAGACCUUUUGUCUGAUCCACAGAUCAUUAUCAUAAUAAGGAUUAAUAUCAGUGGUGAAAGACCAUGUGUAUUAGUGCUUCCAAGACAACAACAAAAAGUCUGUGAUCUUCAGGUCGGAAAGUCUGAGCUCUAGAAAGAUUGCCGGAGUUUCUGACUUGGAAUUCUCAGUUAAAUGAUCUUUUCAAAGCGAUUUUUCCCAGAUGGAGCUCGUUUUCUUCUUCUUCAGGAUGUCCAGUUGUCUUAAACGCACUGAUGUCAGAGGCACUGAAGUCGGAAGUCUGAGAUUUCCGAGUUCCCCAGGUUUUUUUUUAUUUUUUACAUGGCAUAUAUCUCUAAGUGACACUGCCUAGUGUCACUCAAACACAUCACAGUGUUGUAUUCUGGGAAAUGUGUUUUUGCAAUUGUGAUUUGCUCUAUCGGUAUACAGUCAAAUGGGUUGCUGAUAUACAGUUUUGGUCUUUAUGUUCUUGAGUGUUCCUAAGGGUUCUAGGGUUACUCCUGGGCUAAAAACCAUGUUCAAUAUAUUGUCUCAUUUAAAAAUGCUCAGGCUGAUUAUUGCAAAUAAGGAUGAAUCAACCUGCCUGGUAAACAAUGGUUUAGUUCAGGGAGUAUAGGUUUUAUUUAGGGCUUGGAAACUAAUUGGUUGACUUGUGGAUUUGUAUUUUCUAUUGGCAAUAUGAGAUGUUGUACCUUCAGUAAGCCUGUGGUAGUUGGCAGUGGGAGAAGAUGACUUGGGGAUAGAUGAAGGGAUAGGGAGAGGUUUAGCCUCUGUUAUUACACUGCUGAUACCCUUUUCUACCGGUGAUCCCUUUAAUAAAAGUGUUUCUGUUAUUUA